AUGAGUAGCGCCGCUUCGUCCCCGUGCCACCGGCUCCGCCGCGUCGCGCUGCUGCUGCUCGUUGCCGCGGUCCUCGCCGGUGGAACCGAGGGGAAGGCGCACGACUACGGGGACGCGCUGCGCAAGAGCCUGCUCUACUUCGAGGCGCAGCGCUCGGGCCGCCUCCCGCACAGCCAGCGCGUCGCAUGGCGCCACCACUCCGGCCUCACCGACGGGCUCGAGCAAGGGGUGGACUUGGUGGGAGGAUACUACGACGCCGGGGACCACGUCAAGUUCGGCCUGCCCAUGGCGUUCACCGUCACCAUGCUGUCGUGGAGCCUGAUCGAGUACGGCGGCGACGUCGCGGACGCCGGCGAGCUCGGCCACGCGCUCGAGGCCGUCAAGUGGGGCACCGACUACUUCAUCAAGGCGCACACCAGGCCCGACGAGCUCUGGGCUGAGGUGGGCGACGGCGACACGGACCACUACUGCUGGCAGCGGCCGGAGGACAUGACGACGUCGCGGCAGGCGUACAAGGUCGACCGGGACCACCCGGGCUCCGACGUCGCCGGCGAGACCGCGGCGGCCAUGGCGGCCGCGUCCAUCGUCUUCCGCGGCUCCAACCCGCACUACGCGCACCUCCUCCUGCACCACGCCCAGCAGCUGUUCGAGUUCGCCGACAAGUACAGGGGGACAUACGACAGCAGCAUCGCGGAGGUGAAGAGCUACUACGCGUCGGUGAGCGGGUACAAGGACGAGCUACUGUGGGCCGCCCUGUGGCUCCACCGCGCCACCGGCAGAGAUGACUACCUCGACUACGUCGUCGACAACGCCGACAGCUUCGGCGGCACCGGCUGGGCCAUCAACGAGUUCAGCUGGGACGUCAAGUACGCCGGCGUCCAGAUCCUAGCGGCAAGGCUGCUGCUGAGAGGGGAGCACGCGCCGCGCCACCGGAGCACGCUGGAGCGGUACAGGGCCAAGGCGGAGCGGUACGUGUGCGCGUGCCUGGGCCGGAACACGGAGGGCGGCGCGGACGCCAACGUGGAGCGCAGCCCCGGCGGGAUGCUCUACGUCCGGCAGUGGAACAACAUGCAGUACGUGACCGGCGCCGCGCUCCUUCUCUCCGCCUACUCCGACUACCUGGCGGCCGCCGAGGCCGGCGGCGCCGCCCGGGCCGUGUCGUGCGCGGCGGCGGCCGAGGAGGUGUUCGCGCUCGCCAGGGCGCAGGCGGACUACGUGCUGGGCACCAACCCCCGGGGCGCCAGCUACCUCGUCGGCUACGGCUCCAGGUACCCCGGCCGGGUGCACCACCGCGCCGCGUCCAUCGUGCCGUACAAGCACAGCAGGGAGUUCAUCGGCUGCACGCAGGGGUUCGACCACUGGUUCGGCCGGCGGGGCUCCAACCCCAAUUUGCUCGUCGGCGCGAUCGUCGGCGGGCCGGACAGGCGCGACAGGUUCAGGGACAGCCGCGACAACUACAUGCAGACGGAGGCCUGCACGUACAAUACGGCCCCGAUGGUCGGCGUAUUCGCUAAGCUGCGCCGGAUGGCGUGGCUGGAGCGGGAACAGGGGUCCACGUCGGUGCCCGUCACCGUCACGUCCACGGCGGCCGAGGUGUAA
Messenger RNA from Zea mays, 1599 nucleotides. Its product is annotated as endoglucanase 7-like. NCBI's taxonomy places the organism in Eukaryota, Viridiplantae, Streptophyta, Magnoliopsida, Poales, Poaceae. The transcript is spliced from 5 exons. The record is from RefSeq and is marked provisional. Bases 1 to 1599 code for a protein of 532 amino acids. Gene Ontology annotation, molecular function: hydrolase activity, hydrolyzing O-glycosyl compounds. Gene Ontology annotation, biological process: carbohydrate metabolic process.